Molecule: messenger RNA, 3291 nt
Organism: Phacochoerus africanus (Common warthog)
Lineage: Eukaryota; Metazoa; Chordata; Mammalia; Artiodactyla; Suidae
Gene: ADAM33
Product: ADAM metallopeptidase domain 33
Exons: 22
Coding region: 58-2472 (804 amino acids)
Biological process (GO): proteolysis
Molecular function (GO): metalloendopeptidase activity
Source: RefSeq, a predicted model, not a curated record
UCCAGGGGUGGAGCCGGGAGCCGGGAGCCGCAGACCAGACGCUCGGCGCUCGCAGCCAUGGGCCAGGGGUAUCGGAGAACUAGUGGGUCGCCGGCACUGGGGCUGCUGCUGCUACUGCGACUACCGUGGCAGGUGUGGGGGGCUGAGGCGUUUCGAGGGAACACCGCUGGAGAGCCAGUCAUCCCGCACUGGGUCCUGGAUGGACGACCCCGGCACAUGGUCACCCUGGAGGAGCGGGUCUCGAAGCUAGAAGUGGGGCUUGUGGCCUUGAAGGCUGAAGGCCAGGGGCUGCUCCUCGAGCUGGAGAAGAACCACAGGCUGCUGGCCCCAGGGUACACGGAAACCCACUACGGCCCAGAUCGGCAGCCAGUGGUGCUGGUCCCCAACCACACGGAUCAUUGCCACUACCAUGGGCGUGUGAGGGGCUUCCCAGACUCCUGGGUAGUCCUCAGCACCUGCUCUGGGAUGAGGGGUCUGAUCAUUCUCAGCAGCAAUGCCAGCUAUUAUAUGCAUCCCUGGUCAGCUGAGGACUCCAAGGACUUCUGGACCCACAAGAUCUUCUGGAUGGAGCGGCUGCUCAGCUGGAAAGGGGCCUGUGGCCACAGGGACCCAGGGGACAAAAGGGACAUGGCCAGCCUUUCUCAAGCUACCCGGAUCAGGGAGAGGCGGGAGUCCCCCUGGAGCCCCAGGUACCUGGAGCUGUACCUAGUGGCUGACCACACCCUGUUCUUGACCCAGCACAGGAACUUGAACCACACCAAACAGCGUCUUCUGGAGGUCGCCAACUACGUGGAUCAGGAGCACAGGAUUGGCCUCAGCCCUGCCCCGCUGCGCCUGCAGAUUCUCAGGACUCUAGACAUUCAGGUGGCGCUGACCGGCCUGGAAGUGUGGACUGAGCAGGACCGGAGCCGGGUCACGUCAGAUGCCAAUGCCACGCUCUGGGCCUUCCUGCAGUGGCGCCGGGAACUGUGGGCACGGCGGCCCCACGACUCGGCACAGCUGCUCACGGGCCACGCUUUCCAGGGCGCCACCGUGGGCCUGGCGCCCGUCGAGGGCAUGUGCCACGCCGAGAGCUCUGGAGGCGUGAGCACCGACCACUCAGAGCUCCCCAUUGGCGCUGCAGCCACCAUGGCCCACGAGAUAGGUCACAGCCUCGGCCUCAGCCACGACCGCAACGGCUGCUGUGUGGAGGCCACGGCGGAGCAGGGAGGCUGCGUCAUGGCAGCGGCUACCGGGCAACCAUUUCCGAGAGUGUUCAGCGCUUGCAGCCGCCGCCAACUGCGCGCCUAUUUCCGAAAGGGGGGCGGCGCGUGCCUCUCCAACGCGCCGGAUUCCGGCCUCCUGGUGCCGCGGGCGCGCUGCGGGAACGGCUUUGUGGAAGAGGGCGAGGAGUGCGACUGCGGCACUGGCCAGGAGUGCCUGGACUCCUGCUGCCUGGCCCACAACUGUUCGCUGCGUGCGGGGGCCCAGUGCACCCACGGGGACUGCUGCGCAUACUGCCUGCUGAAGCCGGCGGGUGCGCUGUGCCGCCGGGCUGUGGGCGACUGUGAUCUCCCUGAAUUCUGCACGGGCACCUCCCCCUAUUGUCCCCCGGACAUUUACCUACUGGACGGUUCUCCCUGUGCCAGUGGCGGCGGCUACUGCCGGGAUGGAGCAUGUCCCACGCUUGAGCAGCAGUGCCGGCAACUCUGGGGGCCUGGCUCCAGCCCAGCCCCGGAGGCCUGUUUCCAGGUCGUGAACUCCGCGGGAGACGCCCACGGGAACUGCGGGCAGCGUGGAGACGGCAGCUUCGUGCCCUGUGCACAGAGGGAUGCGCAGUGUGGGAAACUGCAAUGCCAGGGCGGGGAGCAGAGCGCGCUGGUGCCACACACAGCGCCGGUGGACUCCACCAUACACCUAGGUAGCCGCGAGGUGACCUGCAGGGGAGCCUUCGUGCUGCCGGGUGCCCAGCUGGACCUGCCUGACUUGGGCCUGGUAGAGUCAGGCACCCAGUGUGGACCUAGAAUGGUAUGCCAGGAAAGACGCUGCCAGAACACUACCUUCCGAGAGCUGGAGCUCUGCCUGGCUGCCUGCCAUGGCCACGGAGUCUGCAAUAGUAACCGUAAUUGCCACUGUUCUCCAGGCUGGGCUCCGCCUUCCUGUGACAAGCCAGGGUUCGGUGGUAGUGUGGACAGUGGUCCUGUGCAGCCUGAAAGCCAGGACACUUUCACACUGGCAGUGAUCCUUAGCUUUCUGUUGCCUCUGCUCCCUGGGGUCGGCCUGGCUUGGUGCUGCUUCCAGCACCCAGGACUCCAUCUCCAACAGUGCCUCUGGGGCUCAAGGAGGGACCCCAUGAGCAGGAGGUCCAGACAUGGCUCAUGCAGGGACCGCCCUCUGGGCAGUGUUCACCCCAUGGAGCUGGGCCUGACAACCACUGGAGAGCCCCGGCCCCUGGACCUUGAGAACUCGGCCGGGACCCAAGAGCCACCUUGAGAAGCCUGAGCCCCGCGGCCCUGCUUGUACCCCCAAGCAAGUAGAGUCCAAAAGCCAAGAUCCCGUCUCUGGCUGGUGAAAGGCGACUCCUGAGAUGAGAAGACUUAAGGACAGGUGGCUACUGACAGUGGCUCCAGGCACUUGGACCCCCAGGGGGAGAGCCAGCAAGUCAGCCCAUGUCUUGCACCUUCACGAAGCUUUAAGAUUUCUUCCCUGAAGUUACGUCCACACCAUCUACUCCAGGACCCUGGAGCCUCAUCAGAACUUGCUCAAUGGUGUCCUUGUUCUUUGGGGCUGCAGGAUCCUGCUAGGGUACCCCCUCCAAUGCAAGCAAGAAUCCAUGAGUUCCAGGAGCAAAGGUCAUGGAGUCCCUGACCUCCGGUCACUAGGGGGUGCUGAGUCAUGCCAGGCACCUAGAGAGGCCUCUGUCCAGGCAGCCUAGUCUGCUCUGCUAUAGGCACUUUAUUUAGAGGUAGCUGCUCUGUGGAGGGGAGUGACUGCUGCGCCAGAAGCCGAGACUCCAGGGGCCCUUGGCAGACUGAGUCCACUUCCUUGGAGCCACCCCUGCAAUACAAACAAACAAAAUCCUGGGGACUUUCCUCCUGCCUCCUCCUGCCCUGUCCUGUUUCCCAGAUGCUUCCUCAGCCCCACCCCACUCCUAGUCCUCAGACGAGGUUUUAUUGGUGCACGGGGCCAGCUGUGGUCCCUUCACUUUGGACAUAAAUCAGCCUCUCCUCCAUUCCAUGGGUGGGGACAAAGGAAGCCAUUUCGGAAAGGACACCAAAGUAGAAGUCAGAAGAAAGACACAUCGCCCUGGAA